AUGGGCCCACUUCCUUUUACUGUUCGGUUUCAGGAGGGAGCUGCCGCCGCCCCGUCUCCAUCGUCAUCUGCAAAUCUGUUCCGCCUCCUCUGCGGGAUGGGGCCAGCAGCCGGCACGGACCCACCUCGAGAGAGGAUACAGGCGCGGGCGGAACCUCCAGUGGCUGCGGCCGGUGCGGACUCGGGCCCACUCCUCGCCCCGCCUCCCCACCGGGGGGCUCAUCCAUUUGCUCCACUCCUUCGGGGGGGCCCGCGUGCCCAGGCGGACCGAGGUGGCCUGCUGCAUGCGGAGCAUCCUGGACGCGCGGCCGUGGGGAGGAGCACCGGAGUGGUGGCCGCCGCGCUGCGGCAGUGGCGGGCACAGGACGUCCUGGAGCGGUUGAGGGCCACGCUGCGUCCAGCGUCGUGGGCGCUCUCCCUGCUGGCUUUCUUUGUCAUGGAUUGCAGAUGCGCUACGAGGAGGGGCUGUGGUGCUGGGAGCUGCAUCGGCUCCAAUCUCUGCAGGACAGUUAACUACCAGCAUGUUGAGCCCCAUUUUAUGUUCUCCUACGACUUGCUGAUGAAAUGGAACAAGGAACAAGCGGUGUGAAGAGAUUGGAAAUUUGAGGCAAAGGCUGGAACCUUUUCUAUUUUUGUUUCUGGUGUGUUGCUUUUGAUACUAGAUGACAACAUGUAACUUGCUAUUUUGACGUGCUUCUCAAUGUAAAUAUGAGAUAUAUUUGAUUUUA
Messenger RNA from Panicum virgatum (switchgrass), 727 nucleotides. RefSeq lists its product as uncharacterized. The coding region runs from base 1 to 588 and encodes 195 amino acids. Lineage: Eukaryota; Viridiplantae; Streptophyta; Magnoliopsida; Poales; Poaceae. The record is from RefSeq and is a predicted model, not a curated record. The transcript is spliced from 4 exons.